Messenger RNA from Myxocyprinus asiaticus (Chinese sucker), 1368 nucleotides. RefSeq names its product negative elongation factor complex member E (gene nelfe). The transcript has 11 exons. Bases 83 to 1099 code for a protein of 338 amino acids. The record is from RefSeq and is a predicted model, not a curated record. Gene Ontology annotation, biological process: negative regulation of transcription elongation by RNA polymerase II. Gene Ontology annotation, molecular function: RNA binding. NCBI's taxonomy places the organism in Eukaryota, Metazoa, Chordata, Actinopteri, Cypriniformes, Catostomidae. Gene Ontology annotation, cellular component: NELF complex.
AAUAACAUUUGACGUCAUAUUUCUGCGUCAAACGACGCUCAUUCCCACAAAUUGAUCAUCUGAAAACAAGAGAUCUAGUGAGAUGGCGAUAUUUCCCAGCUCACUAACAGAAGAGGAAGAAGCACUGCAGAAGAAGUAUGCCAAGUUAAAGAAAAAGAAAAAGGCCCUAUUGGCUCUAAAGAAACAAAUCUCAACCAAUCAGACGAGUCAGACUGGACUGAAGCGCACCUUGUCAGAUCAGCCGGUGGUGGAUACUGCGACAGCGACAGAACAGGCGAAAAUGUUGAUUAAGUCUGGAGCGAUUAGUGCAAUCAAAUCAGAGAACAAGAACUCUGGCUUCAAGCGCUCUAGAACACUUGAGGGGAAACUGAAGGAUCCAGAGAAAGGUCCUGCCCCAGCGUUCCUGCCAUUUCAGAGAAGUGUCUCCACAGAUGAGGAACCUCCCGAUUCUGGUAAACGAGCCCACAGGAAAUCCCUGUAUGAGAGUUUUGUUCCUGGCGAUCAUUCUCGUGAUGAUGGAGCUUUGUCAUCAAGUCGAGAUGUUGAGCGUGAGCGGGAAAGAGAGAUGGACUGGGAGAGGGAUCGCGACAGAGACCGGGACAGAGAGAGAGAACGUGAAAGAGGCCGGGACAGAGAACGUGAUCGGGACAGGAGCCGCGAUAGAGACAGGGACAGAGAUAAAGAUAGAGAGCGAGACAGAGAGAGGGACGGGCCAUACAGACGGUCAGACUCGUAUCCAGAGCGCAGGGGCGUGCGGAAGGGAAACACAGUGUACGUGUACGGCACAGGUUUAGUGGAGGAAAGCUUGCGCUCUGCCUUUGCUCAGCAUGGCAACAUCAUUGACCUUUCAAUGGACUCCCCACGCAAUUGCGCCUUUGUUACCUUUGAAAAAAUGGAGUCAGCAGACCAGGCAGUGGCAGAGCUGAAUGGCACAACAGUGGGUGAUGUCAACAUCAAAGUCAGCAUUGCCAGGAAGCAGCCCAUGCUUGAUGCUGCCACAGGGAAAUCUGUCUGGGCUUCUCUGGCUGUGCAGAACAGUGCUAAGGGCUCGUACAGAGACAAACGGAGCCAAGUCGUUUACAGCGAAGAUUUUAUUUGAAAGAACAUUUAUCCACAUUUCUUAACUAGCUAAGCUGGUUGAAAACUAGCAUUAGCUUUUUGUCUAUCUACAGCAGGCAUUGUAUUUUUCACGGUAGUGGUACAGUAAAUACAUCUGUUACUUUUCAACCUUUUUAAAAGCAUGUUCAGCUGUAGAGUUGGGAAGUAAUUUGUAAGGUGUUGAGCGUUCUCGACAAACUGUUUGUAGGUACAUGUUUAACUAAGUCAUGGUUUAUGGUGUUGCGUUCAAUAAAUAAAUCAAUAAACUUU